Messenger RNA from Gadus chalcogrammus (walleye pollock), 6587 nucleotides. Its product is annotated as kinesin-like protein KIF13B. Gene Ontology annotation, biological process: microtubule-based movement; regulation of protein localization. Gene Ontology annotation, cellular component: adherens junction. The coding region runs from base 18 to 6455 and encodes 2145 amino acids. The record is from RefSeq and is a predicted model, not a curated record. NCBI's taxonomy places the organism in Eukaryota, Metazoa, Chordata, Actinopteri, Gadiformes, Gadidae. The transcript is spliced from 35 exons. Gene Ontology annotation, molecular function: ATP binding; microtubule binding; microtubule motor activity.
CGGGGAAGUCGUACACCAUGAUGGGCUCGGCGGAGCAGCCUGGGCUGAUCCCGCGGCUCUGCUGCUCCCUGUUCGCCCGGACGCUGGAGGAGCAGCGCGAGGGCGAGGUGUUCACCGUGGAGGUCUCCUACCUGGAGAUCUACAACGAGAAGGUCCGCGACCUGCUGGACCCCAAGGGGAGUCGUCAGGCCCUCAAGGUGAGGGAGCACAGUGUGAUGGGCCCCUAUGUGGACGGGCUCUCCCGCCUCGCUGUAGCCUGCUAUAAGGACGUGGAGUCCCUGAUGUCGGAGGGGAACAAGUCGCGCACGGUGGCAGCGACCAACAUGAACGAGGAGAGCAGUCGCUCCCACGGAGUGUUCAACCUCAUCCUCACACACACCCUGACGGACCGCACCACCGGGACUCAGGGGGAGAAGGUGAGCAAGCUCAGCCUGGUGGACCUCGCCGGCAGCGAGCGAGCCGGCAAGACCGGGGCGGCGGGCGAGAGGCUGAAGGAGGGCAGCAACAUCAACAGGUCCCUGAGCACGCUGGGUCUGGUGAUCUCAGCACUGGCCGAGCAGGGAGCCGGAAAGAACAAGAACAAGUUUGUCCCCUACAGAGACUCUGUCCUCACCUGGCUGCUCAAGGACAGCCUGGGCGGCAACAGCCGCACGGCGAUGGUUGCCACGGUGAGCCCGGCGGCGGACAACUACGAGGAGACGCUGUCGACGCUGCGCUACGCCGACCGCGCCAAGAGCAUCGUGAACCACGCCGUGGUCAACGAGGACCCCAACGCCCGCAUCAUCAGGGAGCUCCGGGAGGAAGUGGAGAAGCUCCGCGACCAGCUGACCCAGGCCGAGUCCCUGAAGGCUCCGGAGCUGAAGGACCGCCUCGAGGAGUCUGAGAAGCUGAUCCAGGAGAUGACCGUCACCUGGGAGGACAAGCUGACCAAGACUGAGGCCGUCGCCCUGGAGCGCCAGAGGCAGCUGGAGAGCCUGGGCAUCUCGUUGCAGUCCUCCGGGAUCCGCGUGGUGGAGGACCGCUGCUUCCUGGUCAACCUCAACGCUGACCCCGCCCUCAACGAGCUGCUGGUCUACUACCUCAAGGAGCACACCCGGGUGGGCUCGGCGGACUCCCAGGACAUCCAGCUGUGUGGGAUGGCCAUCCAGGCGGCGCACUGCGUCAUCGACAUCACGGCCCAGAGCGGGGUGGUGCUGACCCCCCACCGCCACGCACGGACGUGUGUGAACGGAGCGGUCCUCUCCGCCCCCCUCCAGCUUCACCAUGGCGACCGCAUCCUCUGGGGCAACAACCACUUCUUCAGGAUCAACCUGCCCAGGAACCUGUCCCAGGUGGGGGCUGAGGGGGAGGGGGAGGAAGAGGGCGUGGCCAACAUGAAGGCGGGCCUGAGCUCUGAUAGGCCGGAGGAGGCGAGCGAUGGGGCGGGAGACAUGAGCUUCGGAUACGAGUUCGCCCAGACGGAGGUCCUGAUGAACACCAUGGGACAGGACGACCCCAUCCACGCGGCGCUGCAGACCCUGGGCCGGCAGUACGAGGAGGAGAAGAGGAGCGCCCUGGAGCGCCAGCGCCUCCUCUACGAGCAGGAGCUGGAGCACCUCCGCAAGCACCUCCCCCCGGAGAGGAGCGGCGCCCUGCUGGAGCCCGGCCCCGCCGCCUCCUGCACCCCCCUCGCCCGCAUGCGGCGCUGGAGCGAGGACAGGGAGGCUAUGAUGAGUCGGGGGCUGCUGCGGCUGCGGGAGCAGAUCGUGCGGACCCAGCUGCUGGUGCAGGAGGCCGGCUUCCUGUCCGAGGAGCUCGGCAAGAAGACCGAGUACCUGGUCACGCUGCAGAUCCCCGCCGCCAACCUGGACGCCAACCGCAAGAGAGACGUGGUGCUGUCGGAGCCGGCGGUGCAGGUGCGCAGGAAGGGGCGGGGCAAGCUGAUCUGGUCCCUGGAGAAGAUGGAGAACCGGCUGCUGGACAUGAAGGACCUGUACCAGGAGUGGAAGGACUGCCAGGAGGACACCAGCGUGACGCGGUCGUACUUCCGGCGGGCGGACCCGUUCUUCGACGAGCAGGAGAACCACAGCCUGGUGGGCGUGGCCAACGUGUUCCUGUCCUGCCUGUUCCACGACGUGCGGCUGCAGUAUGCUGUACCCAUCAUCAACCAGAAGGGGGAGGUGUCGGGCCGGUUACACGUGGAGGUGUGUCGUGGCUCUGAGGACCCCCCCGACCCCCCCCAGACCGACUCUGACGCCCCGGAGCGCACCCUCACCUGCGUGGUGAGGAUCCUGCAGGCCACCGGGCUGCCCCGCCACCUGUCCAACUUCGUGUUCUGCCAGUACCGCUUCUGGGGCCAGGAGCAGCUCCUGUACAUCACCCCCGAGCUGGAGCUGCAGGGGCCCCCCGGGGCCAAGGACCCCCACUGCACCGUGGUGUUCGACAGCACCGAGAGGCUGACGGUGAGCGUGACGGAGGAGCUGGUGGAGUUCCUGGCGGACGGGGCGGUGGCCAUCGAGGUGUACGGCCACAAGCUGCUCCACCACCGCAGGAACCUGGCCCUCUGGGACCUGGAGGUCAUCCAGGCCAAGACGCGCUCGCUCAGAGAGAGGUGGAUGGAGGUGACCCGUCGUCUCCAGCUGUGGGUUCAGGUGAUGGAGCUCAGCGAGGCGGGGGUCUUCAGCCCGGUGGAGGUGCUCCCAGCCCGGGACGUGGCCACAGGGGGGGUCUACCAGCUGCAGCAGGGUCAGUCCCGCCGGGUGUGUGUGGAGGUGCGGGGGGUCCCCGAGUCCGGGACCAUGCCCCUCAUCGCCGCCUCCAUCCACUCCGUCGCCAUCGGAGACGUCCAGGUCCGCAAGACACGCCCCCCCAGAGGCAACCAAUCACAAUGGGAUGAAGAGGAGGAGAUGGACAGCUACCAGGAGAUAGAUCUGGAGAGGAUGCGGGAGCAGUGGUUGGCGACGGUUACUAAGCGACAGGAGUAUCUGGACCAGCACCUCCAGAAGGUGGUCUCCAAACCAGAUAAGUGUGAGGAGGACGUGGAGCGCGAGGCCCAGCUCCUGGAGGGCCGCCUCACGCUGACGGAGGAGAGGAACGCCGUGCUGGUCCCCGCCGAGGGCAGCGGCAUCCCGGGGGCGCCCGCCCAGAGGGUUCCGGUCCCGGGGAUGGAGACCCACGUCCCGGUCCUCUUCCUGGACCUCAGUGCGGAUGACUUCCAGGACAGCCUGUCCCCCAGCCUGGCGGGGGGGCAGGACGCGCUGCUCUCCGGGGAGGACGAGGACGCCUUCUUCGACCUCCACAUCGUCAGGCACCAUGACGACCAGGCGACGGCGGAGGCGUCCUGGGACUCGACGGUCCACGACUGCGCGGCGCUGAGCCGGGCGGGGCCGGCGGACCAGAGGGUGUACCUCACGCUGCGGGCGGUGGUGCAGCUCAGCCACCCGGCCCGCAUGCAGCUGGUGCUGCGCAAACGGCUCUGUGUGGCCGUCAACGGCCGGCAGGGUUUCGCCAAGAGCCUCCUGCGUAGGGUGUCCCAGCGCAGCUCCAUCCCGGGCAGCGGCGUGACCUUUGAGGUCGUGUCCAACAUCCCCGGGGAGAUCCAGGGGCCGGAGGACCGGGAGAUGCUAGCCCGGCUAGCUGCUAGCAUGGACGACAGCCAAUCAGAGGCCAGUGAGGCGGCCAUCGAGAAAUACCUGCGCAGCGUCCUGGCGGUCGAGAACAUCCUCGCCUUGGACCGCCUUCGACAGGAGGUAGCUGUAAAGGAGCAGUUAGCCGUUAAAGGGUCCCCCAGACGCUAUCUCAGCUCCCCCAUCGUCAACCAGCUGUCUGCUAGCUGUCUGGAUCUCUAUGGCUCCACUAACCGCCUCAACAACAUCAAGGGUUGGGAGAGCCACCAGGACCUCUUCUCUGCGUCUCCAAGCUCACGACGGACUCUACCGAGCUCCGCCUCCCAGACCCUGCACCCAAACCCCACACUCCUCCACCCAAAUACAGGCAAGGCGGUUCCCAAGCUGCUCAACUUCCUGGUACCUGAUGAUAGAGAGGAGAUGCCAGCCAAUCAGCAGGCGGUUCCCACCAUCAUGGUCCAGUCCGCCAGUGUGGACGAGUCCCUCGGCCAGACCCCCGCAGUUCCCGCCCCGCACACCCUCCCACCGGAGGACCAACCGGAGGCUCCCUCCGUGUCCAGGCCACUCCCGCCCCCCGUCGUCCCGGAGACGAAGGACUCAGCCCACAGCCCCCUCAGCCAAUCCUCCAGCGGCUACGCAUCCACCAGCAUCUCCACGGCGACGCUGUCGGACGUCUACACGCUGAGCUGGGACCUCCCCCCGUUGCUAGGCAACGAGGCCGAGCACCCGGAGGACCUGCCCACCUCCUCCUCCCCCUCCAAAGCCUUCCUUCAGUCCCUCCGACCGCCCGACCAAUCGGAGCCCGGCUCAGACGAACAGGAAGUGAGUGAGGCGACGGAGCCAUUCGGUGGAGAUCAGGUGACAUCAUCUGGUCUUCUGGAACCGCAGGUUCUGACAGAACCACCAGAGCAGGGGGUCAACCAAUCAGGACCCUUAGACCAGGAGGACAACCAAUCAGGAUCCUCAGAGCAGGAGGACAACCAAUCAGAACCCUCAGACCAGGAGGACAACCAAUCAGAACCCUCAGACCAGGAGGACAACCAAUCAGGACCCUCAGACCAGGAGGACAACCAAUCAGGAUCCUCAGACCAGGAGGACAACCAAUCAGGAUCCUCAGACCAGGAGGUCAACCAAUCACAACCCUCAAAGCAGGGGGUCAACCAAUCAGGAUCCUCAGAGCAGGGGGACAACCAAUCAGGAUCCUCAGACCAGGAGGACAACCAAUCAGGAUCCUCAGAGCAGGGGGACGACCAAUCAGAAGCCCCGGUCCUGGAGAACAACCAAUCAGAAGCCCCGGUCAUUGAGAACAACCAAUCAGAAGCCCCGGUCCUGGAGAACACCCAAUCAGAAGCCCCGGUCCUGGAGAACACCCAAUCAGAAGCCCCGGUCCUGGAGAACACCCAAUCAGAAACCCCGGUCCUGGAGAACACCCAAUCAGAAGCCCCGGUCCUUGAGAACAACCAAUCAGAAGUCCCGUUCCUUGAGAACACCCAAUCGGAAGCCCCGGUCCUUGAGAACAACCAAUCAGAAGCGUCCUCAGCAGAACGAUUGAUGCAGGCAGAAUCUGCCUCCUUCUCCACCUCCUCCUCUUCACCUCCUCCUGAAGACCUGGACCCAGUACCAGCUCUGGACCAGGUGGACCCAGUACCAGCUCUGGACCAGGUGGACCCAGAACCAGCUCUGGACCAGGUGGACCCGGACCCAGCUCUGGACCAGGUGGACCCAGUACCAGCUCUGGACCAGGUGGACCCAGAACCAGCUCUGGACCAGGUGGACCCAGUACCAGCUCUGGACCAGGUGGACCCAGAACCAGCUCUGGACCAGGUGGACCCAGAACCAGCUCCGCCCCUGGUGGACCUGGGGGAGGGGCUUCAGGAACCUCAGGACCCAACAAUGACCCGGACCCCAUCGGAACCAGACGAGCAGGAACCAACAGAACCAGUAGAGAGUUACUCUGGUCCCAUCCCCGUCCUGACCUUUACCCCGGCGCUGGACCAGGACCAGGACCCUGUAGACCCUGAAGAACCAGCCCCGCCCUCUCAGACCACUGUCCCUGGUCCUCAGACCCAGGCCUCUGGUCCUAGUCCCAACACCCAGACCCCUGGUCCUGGUCCUGGUCCCCAGACCCCGGCUCCUGGUCCCCCCCAGACCCCUGCCCCUGGUCCCAAGACCCAGACCCAGACCCCUUCCCCUGGUCCCAAGACCCAGAUCCCUUCCCCUGGUCCCAAGACCCCUGGUCCUGGUCCUGCUCCUGGUCUCCUCGUGGCCCAGACGGGGGCCCCUGUCCCGGGGCCCGUCGGGGCCACCAGCCCCUUUAAGAUCCAGAAGGUCCAGAAGCUGAAGUCCUCCGACCUCAAGUCCUUCCAGCCGGUCCUCAAGGAGGAGGAGCUCAGCCCGGGGGCGGGGCUUACCCUCCCCGAGCCAAUGGAGAGGCUGGAAAUAAUCUCAGACUCUGAGGACGCAGGCGGGACCAGAAGCGCCACGCCGGUCCCUGAUUGGCUGAAGGAAGGGGAGUAUGUGGCAGUGGGGACCAAUAAGACGGGGACGGUCCGCUACGUGGGCCCGACGGACUUCGCCGAGGGGGUCUGGAUCGGGGUGGAGCUGGAGGUCCCCGCAGGGAAGAACGACGGCUCCGUUGCCGGGCGGCGCUACUUCCUCUGUAACCACGGUUACGGCAUGCUGGUGCGGCCCGACCGGGUCACCCGGGUCAAACGGCGCCGCCAACAGCGCCGCGGCGCCAACCUAUCGGGAUCCAGCCCCAACCUGGCUGCUCUCACCGCAUUGGCUAAAGGAGAAGGGGGCGGGGCCAGCCGCAGCAAAGGGGAAAACCGCAAGUCGUGGAACAACUGAUCAUGUGAUCUCCUCCUCCUCCUGCUGCUGGAGAGGAGGAGGAGGAGGAGGAGGAAGAGCGGACCUGCUCUUCUGUUCUCCUCUUCUCAUCUCUCUGCUCCGCUAUAUCUCCUCUCUCCCUGACUCCUCCUC